AUGCCAGGACAACUAACUCAACUGGUGCAGGCAGCGGCCAAGCCGUUGCCUGAUAUUAGAGAUCCAUUGUUUGGCCAGAUGUUUGACACAUUCCGCAACUAUAAAGUCGUUCUUCUAGGCGAUGGUAGCCAUGGUACAUCCGAGUUCUACAGUGCUCGAGCAGAAAUUACAAAACAUCUGGUCGAAUUUCAUGGCUUCAACAUGAUUGCGCUCGAGGCCGAUUGGCCCGAUGCUGAAGCUAUCGACCGCUAUGUACGUCUCCGUCCUGGACCUAAAGGGCGAAUUGGAGGUAGAAGCAAGAUCGAGCCAUUCAAGCGGUUUCCAACAUGGAUGUGGAGAAAUCGUGAAAUGCAAGAUCUCGUUGAAUGGAUGCGCGACAGAAAUGCCAAGGUUCGACCCGAGGAAAGAGCUGGGUUCUAUGGGUUAGAUCUCUAUAGCAUGGGGGAAUCGGUCAAGGCUGUUGUUGACUAUCUCGAUCGGGUUGAUCGGGAACUUGGCAAGAACGCCCGUAAACGAUAUGGCUGUCUAAAUCCAUGGGUUGAAGAUCCGGCUUCCUACGGACUCGCGGCAUUGCAAGGAAUGGAGAACUGUGAGAGCAAGGUUGUCCAGAUGCUCAAGGAUCUCCUUCAGAAGCGAUUGGAGUAUAGCGCAUCUGAACAUGAUGGCGAAUCCUUCCAUAGUGCUGAGCAGAACGCUCACGUGGUGCGUGACGCAGAAAAAUACUACAAAGCCAUGUAUUAUAGCUCGGCGAGCUCGUGGACACUACGUGACACGCACAUGUUCGACACUUUGGACCGAAUGUUCCAGUUCAAGCCUCCCAGGAGCAAGGCCAUAGUGUGGGCGCACAACUCGCACGUUGGAGAUGCCCGCUUCACCAGUAUGGGUCAACGACGCAAAGAGAUCAACAUUGGUCAACUCUGCCGAGAGCGAUAUGGCCGCGAUAAUGUGGCUAUCAUAGGAUGUGGUACGCACACGGGAACCGUGGCGGCAGCGCAUGAAUGGGAUGAGGACAUGGAAGUAAUGCGCGUCAAUCCAUCACGAACAGACAGCUGGGAAUACGUUGCACAUAGCACUGGUAUUCCGAACUUCCUCCUCGACUUGCGUCCAGAUUUCGCUGGCUCGCAACUCCGGGAGGCUUUUGCUCAGGAGCCACCAAAGCUAGAGCGUUUCAUAGGCGUCAUUUAUCGCCCAGACACGGAGCGAGUUUCGCAUUAUUCGCAGGCCUAUCUACAUAAUCAGCUAGAUGCGUAUGUCUGGUUCGAUCGAAGCUCAGCUGUGAACCCUCUUGAAAGAGUACAGCCUCGGACAGCUCUGGGUAAAGAAGAGACGUAUCCGUUUGGAAUGUAG
Molecule: messenger RNA, 1347 nt
Organism: Talaromyces marneffei
Lineage: Eukaryota; Fungi; Ascomycota; Eurotiomycetes; Eurotiales; Trichocomaceae
Exons: 1
Coding region: 1-1347 (448 amino acids)
Biological process (GO): response to antibiotic
Source: RefSeq, a predicted model, not a curated record